Penicillium chermesinum is the source of this 2250-nucleotide messenger RNA. RefSeq names its product DUF3824 domain-containing protein. Bases 1 to 2250 code for a protein of 749 amino acids. The transcript has 5 exons. The record is from RefSeq and is a predicted model, not a curated record. Lineage: Eukaryota; Fungi; Ascomycota; Eurotiomycetes; Eurotiales; Aspergillaceae.
AUGUCGUACUAUCGGGAGAGUGUGCGCGACGAGUACGACGACUACGACCGGCCCAUCACCAUCAAGCGCUACGUUGUUGGAUCCGACGAUCGCGACGACCGCCGCGACGACCGCCGAGAUGAACUAGUGAUUCGCCGCAGGACCGAUCGCGAGGAGCCCCUGGAGAUCCAGCGCUACAAGCGCGAGGUGGACUACUACCCCCUCCCCGUCGUUAUGAUGAUGAUUACGAACUCCCUGGAAUCCCUGGAUAUGCGGAGUCAUUGCCAUGACGAACGUCGUGAAUAUCGUGCACAUCAUGGUGGCUACCCCAGUCGUCGAGAACAAUUAGUAAUGGUUCCUAAAGCUCGCUAUGUUAAUUCCCGUGAAUCCGACUACGAGAUGGUACGUCGUUCCGAUGCCGAGGACGACGUCUACUACCGUCGUCGUCGCUAUGAUGAUCGUCGCUCCCGUCGCGAUAUAAGCCCGGAUGAUUCCAUCUCCCAGACCAGCCGCCGUCGUCGCAGUGACCGAGACCGGGAGGAUUACAGCAGCGAUGACAGCAUGGUCUAUAUUCGCAAAGAGACCCGUGACUACGACGACGAACACCCUCAUCACCGCCGCCACCUGGCCGAGGGAGCUUUGGUAGGUAUGGGUGCCGCAGAGCUUGUACGAAGCCGCAGCAAGCGGAAUGGUAAGGAAGUGAGCCAUGGCGUAAGCCAUGCCGCGAAAACCGCCGGUGCCGGCGCCUUGGGUGCUGUUGCCGUCAAUGCUGCUUCCCAUAUCCGUGACUACUACCGCAGCAAGAGCCGCAGCCGUCAUCGCAGUCGUGGCCGUCACAGUAGAAGCCGCAGUCGCAGCCGCUCUCACUCCCACUCGCGUGCGAAGACCCUGCUCGAGCUGGGUGUGGGCGCUGCCGCGGUGGCUGCUGGUGUGGCCGCUCUUCGUAACAACAACAAGGAUAAAGAAGAGCGCCGCUCUCGCUCCCGGAGCCGUUCCAAGUCCCGCGGUCGUGGUCUCAGCACGACUCGCUCUGAGAAGGGUGAUGAUCGCAGCUUGUCCCGGCGCCGAAAGCAUAUGAUCGAGGCUGGCGCCGCUGGUGCAGCUCUGGGUGGCAUUGCCCAAUAUGCCAGAAGCCGCUCGCGCUCGGGUAAGCACAAGCGGUCUCAAAGUCGAUUGAGACAAGCCCUUCCAGUUGUCGUCGCUGGUCUGGGGACCGCAGCCGCCACUGGUCUCUACGAGAAGAAGAAGGCCGAAAAGCAAGAAAAAGAGGGAAAAUCCCGUGAACGACGUCGUUCUCGAUCUCACAGCCGCGGAGCUCCAAUAGACGGGUCAUACCCCGAUCCCACUCGCGAUUCGGCCGGUCUGAUUGAAUACGGCAACGGCGGUGUCGCCGGUAGUAUCCCGGCUGACCACUACUACGGCCAGCCACCCAGCCCCGGCGCUCCAUACUACUCUGAUGGGCCCCGAUCUUCCCGCAGCCCCCCGACGAAUCUGAUCGGGAAAGACGCCAUAGACACCGUCAUAAGGGUGAUCGCGAUGACCGGGCACGCUAUGAUGGGGCUGAUCCGUAUGGGGACCUUUACAACCCAGGGCAAUACCCCGAGGCACCCCUCCUCAACCCCCGCAGGGCGACAACUACUACCCCAAUACCAACAAUUUCCCCCCGCCACCUCCCUCUACGACCAAUUUGAACGCGCCCCCAGGCCCAUACAACCCGGCAGACUACCCUCCACCCCCGGGGCCGCGCCGCCAUCGCAGCCCUACAAUUAUGGAGCCCCCGGCCAAGGUACGGAGACCUAUGCCCCUCGACCUCGUCAUGCCGAUGAAAAUGUGAGAUCCAAUCCCAAGGCUCAAGCCCAAGGAAGAGCGACAUUAGGCAUUCCCAACGAAGAACCGUCCACGCCAGACUCCAAGGCCAAAUUGAGCAAGAGCGUAGCUUUUGCUCUCGAACCACCCCAGGAUUCUGGCUAUGAGACUGACGACAGUGACUCUUCUUUGGACUCCCAGCGGAAACCCUCCGACCGCUCCUCUGGGCACCGUGGCCCUCUAUCUUCGUCCCACCCACACCAGUCAAGCCAGUUUGCCUCUAAUUCACACCCCCAUGACCCUAAUCGGAGGCCCCAGUCACCUGGCAGUUCCGACUCGGAAUCGACCAUAGAUCUUCCCGAUCGCUUCGACAAAAAUGGUCGUCCGCUUUCACGCAACCCUGAUCUAUCUGAAAUAUUAAACGAAGAUCCCCUGCUGCGGAAACUCACUCGACUGCUAUUUUGA